Pseudophryne corroboree (corroboree frog) is the source of this 1122-nucleotide messenger RNA. Its product is annotated as olfactory receptor 10AG1-like. Gene Ontology annotation, cellular component: membrane. Gene Ontology annotation, biological process: G protein-coupled receptor signaling pathway. Gene Ontology annotation, molecular function: G protein-coupled receptor activity; olfactory receptor activity. Lineage: Eukaryota; Metazoa; Chordata; Amphibia; Anura; Myobatrachidae. The coding region runs from base 1 to 1122 and encodes 373 amino acids. The transcript is spliced from 3 exons. The record is from RefSeq and is a predicted model, not a curated record.
AUGAUAAUCUAUGGCUGGCCAUCAGGUGUUAGCUAUUCUCAUUGGCAGUUCUGGUCAGACCGAGGUCUCCACCACAUAAUGCAUGAGCAGAAUGUGUCUCACGUCUUUCUCCUGGGCUUUCAAAAUCUUCACAACCAUAACAGCUUAUUGUUCUUGUUACUGCUCCUCAUUUACUGUGUCACCAUAUGCGCUAAUGUUAUUAUAAUUGUAUUAGUUUCAAUGAACAAAAUUCUCCACUCUCCAAUGUAUUUCUUCAUAUCACAGGUGUCCUCCCUGGACAUUCUGAUGACCACAGACAUUCUCCCUAACUUGCUACACCUUGUCCUGCAUGAUGGUGCCUCCAUGUCUCUUGUUGCUUGUUUUUCACAGUUUUUUGUGUUUGCAAACUCUGAGACAUCAGAAUUACUCAUCUUAACGGUGAUGUCUUAUGACCGAUAUCUGGCUAUCUGUAACCCACUGCGAUAUAACACUAUCAUCAAUAAAGCAUUUUGUGUAAAUUCUGUCAUUGCCUCAUGGUCACUAAGUUUCUUGCUGUUGUUGAAAAAUGAAAUAGAUAUUUGUAAACUAAGCUUCUGUGGGCCAAAUGUUAUUGACCAUUUCUUCUGUGAUUUUCCUCCUGUUCUAGAGCUUUCUUGUUCAGAUACAUCACUUAUAAAAAUACAGUCAACUUUAUUUGGUAUUAUUGUUGUCAUCUGUCCAUUUAUAGUGAUCAUUGUUUCCUAUGUGUAUAUCAUCACAACCAUCCUAAGUAUCCACUCCAUCAGCGGGAGACAGAAAGCCUUCUCCACCUGCAGCUCCCACCUGUCUGUUGUGUGUAUAUUUUUUGGGACUAUUUUUUCUGUGUAUAUGGUUCCAAACAAAGGACAUUUAUUGGCUACCAGCAAGGUAUUAUCCCUGCUUUAUACUGUUGUGGUACCAUUGGUUAAUCCAUUCAUAUACAGCCUGAGGAAUAAGGACUUCAAUGUAGCUUUUGAAAAAUCAUUUCCUGUUUUCUCACUCAGUAUUCCCCCUCUUUCCCCAGAAGACCAGAAGAUGUGGCAGAAGGAAGACAAAAGUCACCGGGUCAAGCCAGAAAAUGACAAGAUGCUUAAGCCCUUGCUGAAAGUGUGCUCUUGCCAAUAG